This is a messenger RNA of Drosophila guanche, 845 nucleotides long. Its product is annotated as ubiquitin-conjugating enzyme E2 D4-like. Lineage: Eukaryota; Metazoa; Arthropoda; Insecta; Diptera; Drosophilidae. The coding region runs from base 128 to 763 and encodes 211 amino acids. The record is from RefSeq and is a predicted model, not a curated record. The transcript is spliced from 2 exons.
GUUGGCUGUGCUAAUGCAAUCAUUUUUCACUCACAUUCAAAGUGUUAAACAGUUAAGAAAAAACUUAAUAAAAACACAUCGAAAAUUUCAAAAAUCUGUGCGUACAAAACCUAAAGUCUUUUAGACCAUGUCUUUGCGACGAAGCAUAAGGAUUGAGCUUGCUGCCAGGGCUGCCGCCGCCACCCGGAAUGAAACUAGUAGCGCCGUCCAGCGUACUGCAACCCACCGCAUAAGGAAUCGGCGUGCUGCCACCGCUAUCCGAAAUGCUACUAGUAGCGCCGUACAACGGCCACGGGGCGGUGGCCCCAGGGGACGUCUUCUCCGUGAGCUAAAAGAAAUAAUGCUCAAUCCAACGGACGGUUGCCAUGUGGAGUUCGUUGAAGACGAUAUAACCCACUGGCACUGCAUUAUUCUCGGCCCUUCCAAUUCUCCCUAUGAGGGAGGGCACUUUAAAUUAGAUGUAUUAUUUCCGGAUAACUACCCGCAUGUCCCGCCUCAUGUACAAUUUACGACUCAGAUUUACCACUGCAACAUCACCAGUGGCGGCCAGUUUUCCGAUGGUAUGUCCAGGCAUAACAUACUAUCGGACAUCUGGUCGCCUAUCUUGACUGCAGAUAAAGUUCUCCUAUCGAUCAUGUCGCUGCUAGCAGAUCCCAAUCCUGACGACCCCAUGGAAAUCGUAGUUGCCAACAUGUACAAGAGGGACCGAGAGCAGCACGACCGAGUCGCCAGAGAGUGGACCACACUCUACGCCAUGCCAUAAGUUCUAUUUUGAUAAGCAUGCACAUAAUGCACAGUAACACCACCCAGAAAUUCAUACCCAUAUUCAUACAAAUAUCAGAAUU